AUGGAGCAAGUAGCUAGGACAGCACAAGAAAUUUUCGACUACCCCAGGGCCGUAGGAUUUAUGGAUGGAAAGCAUAUAAUUCUUCAGAAGUCUGCUCGCUGGGGCAGCGCUUAUUGGAACUAUAAGCACUACCACUCCAUUAUCCUCUUAGCCAUACGUAACUGUGACAAUCGCAUCAUAGCUUACGAUAUAGGUGCCCCUGGCCGUGCUGAUAAUGCAGGGGUUUUCCGCUCAUCUGUCAUCAAGGGAUACCUGAAUCGUCAUGACAAGAUUUUCCCUCUUACGGCCGACCUCGGCGAAGUAGGCCCCGUCCAGUUUCAUUUCUCGUGA
Messenger RNA from Cylicocyclus nassatus, 330 nucleotides. The record is from the annotation of a GenBank genome assembly. NCBI's taxonomy places the organism in Eukaryota, Metazoa, Nematoda, Chromadorea, Rhabditida, Strongylidae.